Molecule: messenger RNA, 2263 nt
Organism: Drosophila willistoni
Lineage: Eukaryota; Metazoa; Arthropoda; Insecta; Diptera; Drosophilidae
Gene: Mks1
Product: Meckel syndrome type 1 protein homolog
Exons: 2
Coding region: 45-2225 (726 amino acids)
Biological process (GO): cilium assembly
Cellular component (GO): MKS complex
Source: RefSeq, a predicted model, not a curated record
AAUAAACAAAACAAAAAUAGUUAAUAACCAAAGGCCCAACAAUUAUGAAACGAACGGGAAUAUAUCGUAUUAUUGGUAGUAUGGCUGAUUUUCAAUUGGAUAUCAAACUACGACACAUGAGCGAAUGGCUGCCUGUGCCAAAAUUUGAAUACAACGGAGCCAAUCCGCAUUCUCCGCACAGUGAUCAUUAUCCCGUAAUCUCGCCAUCGCCAAGUCCGCGUCAGGAGAAUGGCGAUAAUGGCGAUGGUCAGGACAAUUGGUCCGAUUGCUUUAUCUAUGUGCCAUAUAGCGAUGAGUUUAGCUACGGCAUGCAAGGCUACUAUAAUUAUUAUAAUCCUGGUAGUGGUUAUCCCACAAGUCGGGCUUCAAUAGGCAGCAAUCGAGCCGCCAGCAGUAACAGCAAUAGCAGUAAUCUUAGUCAAAGGAAUAGCCGAAAGAUCAAGGGAAGAAGUCGUCAGCCAGGGGAUUCCACUUCAGUUUUCAGCUCCCAAAUGGAGCAGGUACAUGAAGAAACGGAAGAGGAGGCGACUGGGGAAGACGAACAACAAGAGUUGGAAGAGGAGCAGGAUCAGCAGCCACAAUCAUAUCGAAUGGAUGAAUUAAAGUCCAAUACCACGCCACAGGGUGCCAAUGAAGUAUUCUACAAUCUCAAUAAGGAACUAUGCAAUGGAGCCACAGCCAAUUUGCGUAUUGGCUGGCAACAGAAACACUUUAGUCGUUCGGAGCUGCAACGUUACGGGGAUCCGAGGAAUUGUUUUACUCCCCUGCAACGUCGCUAUCAUCGUUGGACCCAAGACAUAAUCGAGUUACAGCAACGUCACGAGCUGGCUCACUCUCAAGCUCAUGAGGAACCGUUAGAGAUACGGGUACGCCGCAAGCCACGCAAGAGUAAAAGGCGGCGGAAUGCCCAUGCUACGCCCACGUCCAGUUUAUCUGAAAAUGCGGGUCUCUCAUCGUUGCCCAUGUCACAGAUCAGUGUCCAGACCAUAGAGGAUCCCAACUUUGCGGCACGCACUUGUCUCAUUCACACUCUGAUCGAUGCCGAUGGCGAAGAGGCCUUGCCCGAGGAGGCACAUCAACUGCAUGCGGAGGGCUUCCAACUGAUGUAUGUCUAUGCUGAAUUGCAGGCUGACACUCUGCUGCUCACUCUCAAGUAUUCACCGUCAUUGGGUUUGCUUUAUGUCUAUCCGGACUUCAAUUUCAGUGCCGAUGAUUUGGAUUAUAUGAUAAAAAUCAAUCGUGACAACGAUUGCAGUCAGCUAUAUGCCUAUGGCUUUCAAAAUGUCAAUCCCUUAGAAUCGGAAUUUGGUUCAUCGACUGCUGUGACUACAACAACAACAACGACAACGACAACUAGUUCACAGCAAGAUGAUAAUCUCGAUGUGGAUUUGGAAUUACCCUCAGAUGCCUCCACAGGACGUUUAAUUCAUCAUCAUCAGCAACAACGAGAUUGGGCCAAUGAAUUGCGUAGUUUAUUACAUUUUGAAUUGCCACCAAAGCGGAUGCGUCGCAUUUCGCUAAUGUUCGAAUUGAGUGAGGCUCAAGACUUUGAAAAUGCCAAUAUACAUGUACGUUACUAUGUCCAGCCGCCGGAUAAUACUAUUCUCGAUUCCACCAAUGUGGAGGAGCCAUUCCCAUUGCGUGGCGCCACAGCCACAUGCAUGCAGGCUGGCGAUCAGAGAUUAGCCCAUCUCUCCCAUUGCUGGCAAUUGAAUCUCCUGUGCGAGGAACAGCACAAUCCCGAGCAUUUAUUGCACAUCUAUUUCGAGGUGAUUAGCAUCGACAGCUGGCAGAGGGAACGCUGUGAGGGUUAUGCCCAUUAUGCAUUCUCUCUGGUUACCCCAUUACCACUUAAUCCCAUGGCAAUUCGUUUGCAAUGCAUGCGACCUCUGGGCACUUGGUUGGAUGAUAUGAAUCGCUAUUUUAUCGGUGGACGUAAACUGUUCGAUUUCGUUGGCUACUUCAAUCCGAAUAAUUUGCGUUUAAAGGGCGGUCUGCAUAAUCGUUUGAAUGCUGAUAUAAGCCAGGCCAUGCGGAGUACAGGAUUCUUGAUGCUUCGUCUACAGAAAUUGCAGCAACGUCAACCGGCUGAGCAGCAAUUGAAUGAGCUGCUCGAAAGUGACAGUGAGACGGCCGAAAUGGGAAAGGCCAGCACUCUGGAUGAGGUGAUGGCCGCCUAUACUGAGGCCAGAGAUCGAGUGGAGUUGCUUUUGGGUCGGCAGUAGCCCUCAAUUUAUCCCUAGAUGUAUGCUACAUAAUUUGU